AUGGAUACCGAGAAGGGCCUGCGGAAGAACUCAGAAGGCCGGUACUCACCCGACUCCCUGGCGCCCGACUACUAUGGAGAGUCCUCGGUGCACCGCGACGGCCUGGGUCGUCGUGUAGUCGACAGCUUCAAGCGCAGCCCGAACUAUUUCUUGACGUCCAAGGCCACCGUCGCCGCUGACGGCAAGGUCUACGAUGUUGAGAGCGCCGCCCAGAACACGGCGACGUCGCCCCUCUCGCGGUCGUUGAAGGGGCGGCAUCUGCAGAUGAUAGCCAUCGGUGGUUCCAUCGGUACGGGCCUCUUUGUCGGGUCGGGCAGUGCUCUGGCCCACGGUGGGCCGGCCUCGGUGGUCAUCGCCUUUUGUCUGAUUGGCAUCAUGUUGUACUGCACAGUCCACGCACUGGGCGAGAUGGCCGUCUUGUUCCCCGUCGCGGGUUCAUUCUCGGCCUAUUCGACUCGCUUCUUGGAUCCGGCAUGGGGCUUCGCCAUGGGAUGGAACUAUGCCCUGCAAUGGCUGGUUGUGCUCCCCUUGGAAGUUGUUUCUGCGACCCUCACGAUUGAAUUCUGGAAUCACGGCAAAAUCAACAAUGAUGCCUGGGUCGGAAUAUUCCUUGUAUUGAUCGUUGCCAUCAAUCUAUUCGGUGUCAAAGGCUACGGUGAGGCCGAAUUCAUCUUUGCCAUCGUCAAAGUCACUGCCGUCAUUGGCUUCAUCGUCCUCGGCGUGGUCAUCAACGUCGGAGGCGGCCCAGAUGGCGGCUACAUCGGAGGCAAGCUAUGGCGCGACCCAGGAGCCUUCAACAACGGCUUCAAGGGGCUCUGCAGCACCUUUGUGACAGCUGCAUUCGCCUUUGGUGGCACAGAGUUGGUCGGGCUCGCUGCCGCCGAGACUGCAAACCCCCGCAAAUCACUCCCCACGGCCGUCAAACAGGUCUUCUGGAGAAUUACCCUCUUCUACGUUGUUUCUCUCAUCCUCGUCGGCCUUCUCGUCCCCUAUAACGAUCCCCGUCUCCUCAAUGGCACCAGUACGGCCGACGCUGUUGCCUCUCCGUUCGUUAUCGCCAUCCAAAACGCCGGCAUCCAAGGUCUCCCCUCCGUCUUCAAUGCCGUUAUCAUGGUUGCUGUCCUCUCUGUCGGCAACUCCUCCAUUUACGGCUCUUCUCGGACUCUCGCCGCCCUUGCAGAGCAAAAUCAAGCUCCCAAAAUCUUCGCAUACAUCGACCGUCAAGGCCGCCCCAUCGUCGCCAUCAUACUCGCCUCCGUCAUCGGCCUUCUCGCCUUCCUCGCCGGCACUAGCUGGCAAACGGAUGCCUUCAACUGGAUGAUGGCCAUCUCAGGCCUCUCAUCUAUCUUCACCUGGACGAGCAUCUGCGUCGCCCACAUCCGAUUCCGCAAAGGCUGGGCCGUGCAGGGCCAUACGCUCGACGAGCUGGCAUUCAAAUCCGCUGCUGGUGUCAUCGGGUCCUAUAUUGGCGCUACCUUCAACGUCCUCGUUCUCAUAGCGCAAUUCUGGACCGCAUUUGCGCCGCUCGGCUACGAGUCAAAGACGGCGAAGCAACUCGUAAACAACUUCUUCCAAGCCUAUCUCGCCUUCCCUGUCGUCCUGAUCAUGUACAUUGGAUACAAAGUCUAUUACCGGACACCCUUCAUCCGGUCGUACAACAUGGACCUACACACCGGUAUCCGCGAGCUAAAUCUCGCAGAGCUGAUUGCCGAAGAGCGGCUAGAUCGGGCGAACUGGCCGCGGUGGAGGAAGGUGUAUAAGUUCUUCUGUUGA
Molecule: messenger RNA, 1773 nt
Organism: Mytilinidion resinicola
Lineage: Eukaryota; Fungi; Ascomycota; Dothideomycetes; Mytilinidiales; Mytilinidiaceae
Product: amino acid permease
Exons: 3
Coding region: 1-1773 (590 amino acids)
Biological process (GO): amino acid transmembrane transport
Cellular component (GO): membrane
Molecular function (GO): amino acid transmembrane transporter activity
Source: RefSeq, a predicted model, not a curated record